ACCAUCAAACAAGGCUACCUGUCCUGUUCUCGUACUGCAGCGAGUAUUUAAGAUUGUUUUCAUAACCGGUAAAAACGAGAAUAUAUAUUCCUGUUUGUUUUGGCUCCGUUAAAAAGAUGAUGCGGCUCUUGUCUUCCGGUGUGGUUUGGAAAUGCGGCUGUUUGCUUUCACACCGUUUGAAGCCGAAGCAGACGAGCAGCUUCGUGAGUGUUCGAGGCUUCAGUGACGGGACUCGAGACGUCUCGUUGCCAAAUCCAGACAAACCUGAGGAAACCCAGAGUAUAGAUUUGGACAAAUGGAAAUCCGUGAUGAAAUCCCAAGCUUUGUUGGGGAAGAGGGAAGUGGACGGGACAGACGUCCUCGGGGAUGAUGAACCACCGGACAGUCCGGAGGUGCAGGCGGCGUGGCGUCUGUUCACCAUGUGGCGGGAAGCCGGGAGGGUCGUACCGGCGGAGAUAACGGACGAACAGAUUCAGACACUCGCAGAACUCCCGUCCAAGUCCGCCAAAGUCAAAUACCUGAAGUUUCUGUUCAUCAAGGAGGGACACAAGCUCAAACAAAAGAAAAAGCAGGAGCAGAGGCGGGCGGAGAAGGAGGUUCUGCUGAGUGAACAGAAAGGAGCUCAAACACUGCAGAAUUCUUUCCUCCUCAACGUCUGGUUUCAGGUCCUGGAGAAGGGGUUGUUAUGGAGGGUUGCCCAGGCGAUGCAGUUUGGACAGCCGCUCAUCUUUGAUAUGAGUUAUGAGUCCAACAUGAACAGUCGUGAACUGGCAAACUCGGUAUCUCAGCUCAUGGAUGCGGAAGCUUGGAACAGACGUGCCGCUGAGCCUUUCCAUCUGUACUAUUGCAACCUGCAGCCAGACGGGGCCUACGCAAAGCAGCUGGUGAAACGUUACACUGCAGAGGGUUGGAAUCGCCUGUUGCUCACAUGCACCGACCGCCAGCAUGUUGACGUGUUCCCCCGUGAGAACCUUGUAUAUCUGACAGCUGACUCCCCCAACGUUCUCCACACCUACGACCACACCAAAGUCUACAUCAUCGGUGCAAUGGUGGACCGUUCUAUACAGCCAGGUGUGACUCUGGCCAGUGCCAAGCGUCUUAACCUGGCCACCGCCCGUCUACCCCUGGAUAAGUAUCUUAACUGGAUGGUUGGUGGUAAAAAUCUGACUUUGGACCAGAUGAUCCGCAUCAUGCUGACUGUGAAGGAGACGGGUAAAUGGGAAGAAGCGUUUAAGUUUGUGCCUCAGAGGAAACAUGGUGGGUUUCACCAGCAGCAGCCUGUAAAAUCAGUUGCUAGCAGCAGCAGACUCAGAGAACUUGGUCAUCAGGGUGUGAGAAUGGCUGCUGAGAGUUCAUCAAGGUUUGCAGAAAGAAAUGGUGGUAGGAUAAACAAAGAGGGUCAGAGUCUUUAUUUCCAGGAGCAGUCAUGGUCACCAGGUGUUACCAGGGACAGAAUGCAUAGGCUCACUAGUGAUGGAAGGAAUGAGGCACCUGUGACCAGGACACAAACGUCCUCUCAAACAGACUCCCCAAGAAAAAGAGUUGCAAAGAGACGCACUGUGUGGUGGGACAGUGAGUGAAAUUCAACAACAUAGUUGAACAGAUCAAAGCACUGACUGACAUUUUGGAAAAGGAUAAAUGCUUGUAAUUCUUUUGUCACCUGCUUUUAUCAGCUGUAUACUACACAAUAUUAAAAUCUCAGAAAAAAUAAAAGUUAUUUCAAAAGGCAGCAACUAUUUUGAUGUGGGGGGGGACUAUCUUAAAUGUGCUGCUGUAUUUUUGUACUUUGUGUAAUUAUUAAUCUUAGUUUUGGGAAGAACAAAUAGAAUCAACAAAAAAAGUUGAUUGUAACAUCUGGCUUGUGAUUACAUAUCUGUGCACUGCAAUAUAUUCAUUCAUUUUCUGUACGUGCUUAUUACAAUUAAGGGUCACAGGGGAGUUGGAGCCUAUCCCAGCGGCCAUUGGGCAAGAGGUGGGGUACACCCUGAACAGGUUGCCUCUCUACAACAUGGCCGCAUAUAGGACAUGAGAACUCGACCCCAGUGUGACCUGGGCCCACGGAUACCCCUAACCAUAAUUCAGACAAACACGUUCCCUCUCCCACUAGGCUAGAGUUUCCAGUUCACUUAACCUGUAUGUCUUUGGAGGUGGGAGGAAGCCCACACAAACAAGGGUAGAACAUUCAUAUUCCACAUAGAAAGAAAACAGGUGGGAAUCAAUCCCUUGACCUUCUUGGUGUGAGGCAACAGUGCUAACCAUAAAGCCACUGUGCUGCUGAUUUUAUGGACAUUUGAAUUUAAUAUUGAAAAUCCCAUUUCAUUAUGCAUUAUAUCUCAAUCAAAAGUGCCUCAAUCACUCAUUUGUGACAAUGAGGUGCAAAUUGGCACUCUCAAUGAAUAGAAUAAUAGUUUGAUCUGAAUUUGUAUUUUAACAUUGCAAAGCCCUUUUGAUCUGUAUUUUAGCUUUGGAAAAGCCACUUCUAACAGUGAAGUGUGCAACUGGAAAAUAGUGUUGGUGGAGGUUUGUGCUCUACAAGCGCUGUGCUCUAUUUUUUGUGACUGUGCAAGAAGAGUGAGGAAAGCCACUCAGUCAGUCAUUCAGUUUUUGCGAACUAUCUAUACAGAGUUAUCAUUAAGUGCCACACUGUUUGUAUUUCUUUAAAACUGAUGUAAAUAAAGUCCAAGACAUUCAGUGACUUGGAAAUGUUCAUGUAUCCAUCCCGA
Thalassophryne amazonica is the source of this 2723-nucleotide messenger RNA. RefSeq names its product tRNA methyltransferase 10C, mitochondrial RNase P subunit (gene trmt10c). Gene Ontology annotation, cellular component: nucleoplasm; mitochondrion; nucleus. The record is from RefSeq and is a predicted model, not a curated record. Gene Ontology annotation, molecular function: tRNA binding. Lineage: Eukaryota; Metazoa; Chordata; Actinopteri; Batrachoidiformes; Batrachoididae. The transcript has a single exon. Gene Ontology annotation, biological process: positive regulation of mitochondrial translation; mitochondrial tRNA 5'-end processing. Bases 117 to 1580 code for a protein of 487 amino acids.